AUGCGACAUUUUCCGAGUAUUCCAUGGUGCCCCUGGAAAAUUGUAUCCCUCUGGAUGAAGCAAGGCUUGGACCUGGUGUCCAUGGCGUACCCGCUUGUGCCGCAUGGUGGGCUAAGGGAUAUUGGCCUGAAGCCCAGUGAGACCAUUUUCCUGUGCCCGGCAACGGGGUUCUAUGGCAGUUUUGGCAUGCAAGUUGCUGCCGCGAUGGGCGCAAGAGUGAUUGCAAUGGGUAGAAACGAGGAGAAGCUGGCAAGAUUGAAAGUGGAUAUCAAGAGAGGGUCACCAGCAGCGAAUAUUGAGGCGGUCAAGAUAACAGGGGAUGAAGCCAACGAUGCGGCUUCUCUACGAGUAUUUGAUGCUGUCUUGGACAUUACACCUUCAGCCGCGUCCACAUCGACGCAUACAAAGAGUGCUAUCGAGAGCCUACGUCAUGGUGGGACAGCCAGCCUGAUGGGAUCGACCAAGAACAUUGGCGUUCCGGAGAUCAUGACAAACAGUAUCACGCUCAAGGCCAGAAUGAUGUAUGGCCGAGAGAGUAUAACGAAAUUCGUCAGGAUGUUGGAGAGGGGAAUGUUCCCUAGGGGCAGGGAUUUCGUGGAGACAAAGACGUUCGCACUAGAUAAUUGGGAAAGGGCCUUUGACGUAGCUACGGAACACAAUGGUAUCGGCAAAUGUGUAGUUUUUACCCCAUGA
Metarhizium acridum CQMa 102 is the source of this 693-nucleotide messenger RNA. RefSeq lists its product as uncharacterized. The record is from RefSeq and is a predicted model, not a curated record. Lineage: Eukaryota; Fungi; Ascomycota; Sordariomycetes; Hypocreales; Clavicipitaceae.